CACCAGAGGACUCACACAGGAGAGAAACCCUUUGAAUGUCCUAUCUGUGGGAAAAGUUUUAGUCGCAGUUCUCACCUGGUGAUACACCAGAGGACUCACACAGGAGAGAAACCCUUUGAAUGUCCUAUUUGUGGGAAAAGUUUUAGUGAUAAUUCCAGCCUGGUGAAACAUCAGAGGACUCACACAGGAGAAAAACACUUUGAAUGUUCUGACUGUGGGAAAAGAUACAGUCAGAAUUCCUACCUGGUAAUACAUCAGAGGAUUCACACAGGGGAGAAACCCUUUGAAUGUCCUGACUGUGGAAAAAGGUUCAGUCAGAAUUCCACCCUGGUAGUGCACCAGAGGACUCACACAGGAGAGAAACCCUUUGAAUGUCCUGACUGUAGAAAAAGUUUCAGUCAAAAUUCUCACCUUAUGAGACACCAGAGGAUCCACAUAGGAGAGAAACCUUUGAAUGUCCUGACUGUAGGAAAGGUUUCAGUUAGAAUUCCUUCCUAGUGAUACACCAGAGGAUUCACACCAUGGAGAAAUCUUUGAAAUGUCCAGUCUGUGCACAUUACUUCCAGCAUCAAUUAUCUCUUGUUGCACACAAGAAAAUACACAUGAGACAAAAGUUGAAGAGUUUAGAGAAGUGUUGAAUUUCAUUUGUGAUCUCCCAUUGAAAGUGUAGGUAAGAAAUUGAUUGUUUGAAUUUUGGCCUGAUUCAUUUCACUCAAACAUUUCUCUGGAUUAAAUUUGUAGGUGGAGAGAAAAGAAAAGUGGAAAAUGGCCUGACUGGCACCCUACCAGGCCUCAUACCUUCCUCCUCACCUUUGGAAGAUCUCUAAUCCUCAUGUUGGGGAGGGAGGGAAGGAAGGAUACGCAUCCUUGGGCCUCAUGGCUGCAUCCUGGAAGGAACCACAUUUUCAGUGGGCCCUGGAUUCGUCCCUGGGCCAUGCGAUGGACUUCGGGAAAUGGCUGCCAUUUUGCCCCACUGUCCAGACUGAUAAUACAGAAGAGGGACAAACCUCCUUGUUUUGCUUCCUUAACAUGAGGGCAAAAAUGGCAAAAGCCAUUUUUGAGGCCAAAAAUUGCCUCAGACUGUGAGAUGAG
This is a messenger RNA of Pseudonaja textilis, 1092 nucleotides long. NCBI's taxonomy places the organism in Eukaryota, Metazoa, Chordata, Lepidosauria, Squamata, Elapidae. The record is from RefSeq and is a predicted model, not a curated record.